This is a messenger RNA of Aethina tumida (small hive beetle), 1175 nucleotides long. It is a transcript of the gene Fibp, whose product is annotated as acidic fibroblast growth factor intracellular-binding protein. The transcript has 6 exons. Lineage: Eukaryota; Metazoa; Arthropoda; Insecta; Coleoptera; Nitidulidae. The record is from RefSeq and is a predicted model, not a curated record. Gene Ontology annotation, cellular component: nucleus. The coding region runs from base 66 to 1133 and encodes 355 amino acids.
GCGUUUGUUUGUGUUUAUAAAUAAAUGUGUCAAUUAAACAUAACCUAAAAAUACUGAAACCUAAAAUGGUCGAAGUGGACGUUUUUAUUAGUAAUUACACCUUAGUGGACCCCGAGAUCUACGAACUGUGGAUAAAAGGCUACACAGCGACCGAAGCAGUUUCAUAUUUAUACAAAAACACCAAGGGCCAAAUGAUCGGCGUGUCGAAAGAGUUGAUUGCUAGCGAUGUUCUGGAUCAUUUCAGGACAUAUUCACUGCUGGAAAAGCUCCUGAGUAAUCCGAACAAGUUGCAAGAACAGUUGUCUUUUCAAAUCGAGCCACAAACCAGACAACUGUUGAUUGAAAAGUAUUACGAUUUCGACGACAAUGUUAUUAAGGAAUUGUUGGGUAAGAAACUUUCAUCAAAGCACAGAAAAGACUUGGAUGAGGUCGCGGAAAAAACUAAUGUUCCGCUAAAAUCAUGUCGUCGCCAGUUCGAUAAUGUGAAAAGAGUCUUUAAAACGGUAGAGGAAAUGCCUGGUUCUUUGGUUCAGAACAUCAUAAAUCAUUUUUACUUGCCAGAAACGUUGGCGAAAAAAUAUGCAGCCAUCGUAUUCUUCUCUUGCAUCCGAUUCGAAACGUCGAAAAAGAAAUUACAUCACAUGACUUUCGAGAGCUGGCGAAAAUGUACGGAAUCUAUAAUGGACAAUUGGACAUAUCAAAUUGUCGGGCCGGAAUAUUACGACACUGAAAUGGACAAGGAAUAUUUGUUGGAGUUGAGGGAGUUAAAGUAUUUAAUGGACAGGGAAAAGGAACAUAAACAAACAAUUUUGGUGCUGUUGAAGCCAAAACUUCUGCAAAAAGUUUACGCGGACUUGGAUGCGAAUUUUAGAGCGUACUCGAGACCUAUUUUAUUACUGGCGACAACUUUACACAGAUCGAGGGAUAUGAAAAAUUUGUUUGUCGAAUUGGUACAAAUCGUCGACAUAUUUAAACAAGCAAAUUGGACUUUGCAGGAUUUGGAUGAGUUUUUGCAAGCAUUUUGUUCAGCAGGACUGGAAAUCGACCCGAUACGGAAUGACUCAGGUUUGAAAUCGACUUUGGAAAAGUAUAUGAACGUUAUUAAAACUUGUUUACACGUUAUGUACGUUUAAAAGUGCAAUAAAUAUAUUUAUUUAUCGUACAAAUAAAGUAAA